Triticum dicoccoides is the source of this 1916-nucleotide messenger RNA. Its product is annotated as sphingoid long-chain bases kinase 1-like. The transcript has 8 exons. Gene Ontology annotation, biological process: phosphorylation; ceramide metabolic process. The record is from RefSeq and is a predicted model, not a curated record. The coding region runs from base 212 to 1600 and encodes 462 amino acids. Gene Ontology annotation, molecular function: ceramide kinase activity. NCBI's taxonomy places the organism in Eukaryota, Viridiplantae, Streptophyta, Magnoliopsida, Poales, Poaceae.
AGAAAACAAACGAACAAAAGGAAAGGGGCACGAAAUAAACACCCCGUGCUUCCCCUCUCCUCCGCGAUCCCCCUCUCCCCUCUCCUCUCCGUCGCCGCCGCUCGCCGCUGAGUCCCCAGCACCGCCGCGGCCCCUCCCUCUGUUAACUUGAGGCUUGGGAGGUGCUUCUUGAUCUGGAGCUGUGGGCGGUUGCCUCGCGUCCAGAUUGAUCAUGAGCUCCAGAAGCCUCGUCCGAUCCCCGGUAUCCUGUAGUGCUGUAAACGAAUGCUUUUCCUACAAUUCACGCCGCCCAAGAAGCUACUAUCAGUAUUCUAAUACCAUGAAGCUACAGACACCGCAAGCUGGCCAGAUGCUUUUGCCUCGCAAAUUAUGGAAAUCUACUCGAUUGCAGACCACCCUUCUCAUCCAGAGGCGGACUGUAUCAAACUGUUGCUCUGACCUUAGUACCACUUACACAGAGCAACUUCCCAGCUAUUUAGCACUUAAUGUUUUGCAAGACCAAUCAAAUGCGAAACAAAACAAUAUUCGUAAAGUCCUUGUCAUCCUGAAUCCUAAUUCUGGAUUCCGUAGCUCUCGUGAGGUUUUCUACAAGAAAGUGCAAUCAACACUGAAGCUUUCAGGCUUCGCGAUGGAGGUUGUUGAAACAGCAUAUGCUGGUCAUGCAAAGGUGCUUGCUUCUACUGUUGACCUCAGUACAUGCCCUGAUGGCAUUAUCUGUGUUGGGGGUGAUGGAGUCGUAAAUGAGGUUGUGAAUGGUUUACUUGGUAGAGACGAUUUGAAAGAGGCGCUUCAACUUCCUAUUGGUAUAGUUCCUGCUGGUUCCGAUAAUUCAUUAGUAUGGAGUGUUCUUGGCAUCAGGGAUCCUGUGUCAGCAGCAACUGCUUUAGCUAAGGGUGGUUUCACACCGAUUGAUGUGUUUGCUGUAAAAUGGAUCCAAGCUGGAGUUACUCAUUUCGGUUUGACGGCUUCCUACUGUGGUUUUGUAGCUGAUGUUCUGCAAUUAUCUGAAAACUUCCGCCUGCAGCUUGGGCCCUUCCGUUACGUCAUCGCUGGCAUUCUUAAGUUUUUGUCCCUGCCCCAAUACAAAUUUGAGGUGGAUUAUCUGCCUUUAUCACCAGAGAAAAAUCCUAACUUGGAGUCACCGAUUGAAAAAUGCCAUGGCCAGCUUUCUGAUGACAGCAAGGUUAAGAGUGGUACUUAUAUGGAUAGUAGCACUGGAGAUAAUUGGGUUAAGAGGAAAGGGGAGUUUCUUGGCAUUUUGGUCUGCAACCACUUCUGCAAGCCUGCCCAGGGGUUAUUUUCUCCAGUUGUUGCACCAAAAGCUCAGCAUGAUGAUGGCAGUCUGGACUUGAUUCUUGUACAUGGAAGUGGAAGACUCAGAUUAUUUUGCUUCUUUGUUGCCUAUCAGUUUUGCUGGCAUCUUCUACUCCCUUUUGUGGAAUAUGUCAAGGUAAAACAAGUAAAGAUUAGGCCAGUGGGCAGUACCCACAGUGGUUGUGGUGUCGACGGCGAGCUUCUUCAGGCGGAAGGCCAACCAGAAUGGCAGUGCUCUCUGCUCCCAGUACAAGGCCGGUUGCUUGGCCGGCAUCCCAGAACAUAGAAGUAGGUUUGUGACUCAUCCAGAAGUCGUGCUGACAGUUCCGAGCAAUACUACAAUGUACCCAUUAAAUUAAGUGGUUAACAAAGUAUUGUUGCACUGUAAAAAUGUGUCUUCUUCCAUUAUUUUCACCCAUUCUCUUAAGGUUGUAGAUCUGCAGAUGAACUCCAGGUUUGUAGGCCCCCAUUGAUGGGCAAGUGUAUAUUCCAGGAAAAGUGAGGCUUCCUUCUCUUCUUUGCAUGGAAGUACAAUGCAGAUGUAAUGUUAAGCUUAGUUUUAUUCAUUAUUCUGAUUGUCUGUUUAAAGUGGCCUUUGAACA